AUGUGCUGUAGGAAGUGCUGUGGUUACCUGCCGCCUUUCUCUCACUUCGCCACCAAUGCCAUCCACUUCGGGCAGGAGCCCGAGCAGUGGAGCUCUUGGGCCGUAGUGCCGCCCAUCACGCUCUCCACCACUUUCAAGCAGGAGGCACCCGGGAAGAACAAGGGUUAUGAUUACAUCCGCUCUGGGAACCCCACUCGGGACUGCCUGGAAAAGGCUGUGGCCGCCCUCGAUGGAGCCAAAUACAGCUUGGCUUAUUCCUCUGGCAUGGCAGCAAUUCUGAACAUCUGUCACCUGCUGAAGCCGGGGGACAGAAUUAUCUGCACUGAUGAUGUCUAUGCAGGUGAGUACAGCACCCUGUGGCUUCAGUCUUCUUUUUGCAGGGGAUCAAACCUCCCUGGGAACUCUCUGACCUGGAGUGUUUUUGGGUUUGUGCAGCUGGUUUGGCUCGAGAGCCCCACGAACCCCACGCUGAAGGUGAUCGACAUCAGAGCCUGCGCUGAGGUGGCACACAAACAUGGAUGCAAGGAUGUGAUGGUGGCCGUGGACAACAGCUUCAUGUCUCCAUAUUUCCAGCGUCCCUUGGCCCUGGGUGCUGAUAUUUGUAUGUGUUCUGCAACCAAGUACAUCAAUGGGCACUGUGAUGUCCUCAUGGGCCUGGUCUCUGUAAACAAGGAAGAUCUCUAUGAGAGGCUGAAAUUCCUGCAGAACUCCCUUGGAGCUGUCCCUUCCCCCUUUGACUGCUUCCUCUGCAACCGGGGGCUCAAGACUCUGCACAUCCGGAUGAAGCUGCACUUCCACAACGGCCUGGCUGUGGCCAAGUUCCUGGAGUCCCAUCCCAGGGUGGAGAAGGUCAUUUACCCAGGGCUGCCUUCCCACCCUCAGUAUGAGGUGAUGAAGAAGCAGUGCACAGGCUGUCCUGGGAUGGUCAGCUUCCACAUCAAAGGGAAUAUCAAAAAUGCCUCUGCCUUUCUCAGGAACUUGAAGGUGUUCACCUUGGCUGAGAGUCUGGGCGGCUUCGAGAGCCUGGCAGAGCACCCGGCCACCAUGACCCACGCCUCAGUGCCUGAGGAGGUAAAGAAAUGCCUGGGAAUCACAGACACCUUGAUCCGCCUGUCGGUGGGGCUGGAGGAUGAGGAGGAUUUGCUGGCAGACCUGGGCCAGGCCCUGGACAAUGCGGUGAGUGGGGGGUUCCCUUCCAAAAAUCAUCCCCAGCUGGCAGCCUUUCCCAGGGGCUGAGCCCUCAGCUGCUCCCUGAGGGACCCUGGGCUGUGGAGGGAAAGUUUCCCUGUUGGCAGCCCUGCCCAGGCACAGUCCCCAUGGAUUCAGGAGCAGUUGGGGUGUCCCA
Molecule: messenger RNA, 1345 nt
Organism: Onychostruthus taczanowskii (white-rumped snowfinch)
Lineage: Eukaryota; Metazoa; Chordata; Aves; Passeriformes; Passeridae
Gene: CTH
Product: cystathionine gamma-lyase
Exons: 10
Coding region: 1-1236 (411 amino acids)
Biological process (GO): transsulfuration
Cellular component (GO): cytoplasm
Molecular function (GO): cystathionine gamma-lyase activity; pyridoxal phosphate binding
Source: RefSeq, a predicted model, not a curated record